AUGGACUCGAAUUUGAUCCUCGAGUGCUUUGCAGGCACAUUGCAGAUCAACGAGCAGUUGAGACGACAAGCGGAAACGAACUUGCAAACAUUGUCCGUUCAAGCGGGGUUCUUGGGAGCUUGUUUGGACAUCUUGGAGCAGGAAAACCCCAUCCACAUCAAGAAGGCAGCAGCCGUCUACUUCAAGAAUAGAGUAGUCAAAUUUUGGAGCAUCAAGGACGCGAAAAGCGCAUACCGGAUAGCUGCAGAGGAGAAGCUCGUUGUCAAGGAGAGGAUACUAUCGGUGUUCUUGGUGUGCGACCAUGGCACCAGACAGCAGCUACUCCCCGUGUUGAGACUAUUGAUCAUGGUUGAGUUUGACGACUGGCUGCAGUUGUUGGACAACACGGGCCAGUUGCUACAGAGACUGGAAGAGUCGGAUGAUUAUUUAUACACAGCGGUCCUCUGUUUAGCCGAGAUCACGAGAAAGUUCAAGUGGUCGGACAACAAAAGCAGAGAGAAGCAACUAGACCCCAUCGUAUCGCAAGCAUUUCCCUUUAUCUUGAACUGGGGCAAAACCGUUGUCGGCAACCACGAACAGGGACAAGAAAUCACCGAAAUGAAGGCAGAAAUAUUGAAAUUGAUUUUGAAGAUUUAUAGAUUUGUUACUUUUUAUGAGAUCCCCGCCAUGCUUAGAGAAAGGGACCAGCUUCUACAAUGGGGCGAGUUCCAUGCUUCAGUCAUUGAGAUGAGCCCGCCGGCAUACGCUUCAAAUACAGCUGUUUCAGAGCAGGAAAAGAUUUUGUUGCAGAUCUCGAAAUGCUACAAGUGGGCAGUUGCCAACAUCUUGAGGAUUUUUGUCCGCUACGCGUCAACAAACAGCUUGACCAAGAAGAUUGUUUAUCCCGACUUUCAUGAACUUUUUUUGAAAGAGUUCAUUCCGCAUUAUAUAACGCAUUUUCUCAAGGUCAUUGAAGAAUAUUGCCACGGGAAAAGAUGGAUCGGCCUUAGUGAACUCUAUCAGCUAUUGGAGUUUUUGAGCCACUGCGUCAGCGAAAAGUCCACGUGGAAAAUGAUAAAGCCCCAUUUCGAGACAUUGGUCAAGCAUUUCAUAUACCCGACUGUGGUGCCCAAGGAUUACACGUUGGAAAUCUACGAGGACGACCCGCAGGAAUACAUCAGCUUAUGCUUCGAUAUCUGCGGCGACUAUGACAAUGCCGAAUAUGCUGCAAUAGGCUUCAUCAUGACCUCGUUGUACAAACACUCCAACUACUGCUUGGGCCCUAUCUCCAGCUUCAUUCAGGAGGAGCUCUCCCAUUUGCAGCUGCAGCCAGAGGAAACGUUGGAGAUCGCCAAGAAGAAGGAUGGCAUGUUGAGAAUACUCGGCAGCAUUUCGGGAAACUUGCCAAAAAACGCAACGAUAGCUCCUCUCUUGACCCAGUUAGUCAUCCCAAAUGUGAAAUCGAGUCACGACUUUCUUAAAGCACGGGCUAUUGAAGUAUGCUCACAAUUCGCCGAGGUGCCGCUUGAUGUGUCCGUUUCCGAUCAGCUUUUCCGGGCCAUUUUACAGAAUUUUGACGGAGACAAUAACUCCCUUCCAGUUCAAUUCAACAGCGCGCUUUCAAUACAAGCAUUUAUCCCCAAUGAUCAAUUCAAACAGGCCUUGUCGACAAUCAUUCUCCCCACCAUGUCGAAGUUGCUAGAAUUGUCAAAUGAGAUUGACAACGAUGCCAUCUCCAUCAUCAUGCAGGAAUGCGUGGAGAACUUUUCCGAACAGCUCCAGCCAUUUGGAGUGGACUUGAUGAGUAAAUUGGUCCUGCAGUUCAUGAAACUAACCUUUGAGAUAAACGAGGCCUCGAAAACGGAUAUUGACGAGCUCGACGCCAACUAUGAGGACCAAGGGGACAAAUCGAUGGCCGCCUUGGGAUUCCUCAACACCAUGAUAACAGUCAUGCUCUCAUUUGAAAACUCGCACGAGGUCUGUAUCAAGUUGGAAGAGAUCUGUUCUCCCGUGAUUGAGUUUGUGAUUCAAAACCAAAUGGACGAGUUUUACUGCGAGGUGGGCGAGUUGAUUGAGAAUGCAUUGUUUUUAUUGCGAGACGUUAGUCCCGUUAUGUGGAAAAACUUUGGAUUUCUACACGAAGCAUUUGAAGAAGGCACGGCGCUCAUGUACGCCGAGGAGCUUUUGCCCUGUUUGACCAACUACAUGAUCUACGGUAAACAGAUGCUUGUUCAGGAUGAAAAUUUGAGGAACAUGGCGUUUGCCAUAUUUGAGAGAAUUGCAGUUUCAGCUCAGGACGACGAGCUUGGAUCGAUUGCCGAUCUCAAUCUCUCUUACGAAUUUGCUCAAUGCUUCAUUCUCAGCUUGGGCGAUCUGUCGGUACCAUACAUACCCAAGAUCUUGGAAGUUGUUCUUGGAAACUACUCCAAAUGCGCGGAUAAAAAAAUGACCAGCCCCUUUGCUGUCAACUCCAACAACACGCUCAUAGCUGCCCUCGUGUACGCCACUGAAACCACAUUGUCGUUGAUACAUCGAACCGCUCACUUGGAGCCAUUUCUCACUUGGUGGUUUGAUGCACCACGCGACCGAGUGUAUGAUUUAAAGCUCUCGAUCUUGGGGUUCAUGAAAGUUGCUGCUGCCACAACCGAGCAAGAACUUGUACAAAAGAUUGGCCACAAGCUUCCCGGUGCCUUGACAGAGUUGACGCGUGCCGUUAACGAUUUAAACAACAAGAGAAGCCGAGCCGAUGAAUUUAACCAACCGGGCACGGCGGCUGUUCCUGUAGAAGGGGGAGCGGAGGUUGACGGCAACGGAAACAACGACGAGGAGGAGUGGGAGGAGGAGGAAGGGGAAGGGGAAGGAGAGUGGGACGCCGAUGAAGCUGCCGAAGCACAGAAGUUUGAGUUUGCCAACGAGGCUGGAUUUUAUGAGGAAGACGAGGUAUACGAAGAUCCUCUAGGAGUCACCGCAUUGGACGAAUUGAAUGUGUACGAAGUUUUCAAGACGUUCAUGUAUAAUUUGCAGCAAUCCGAUCCUGAAAGGUUCCAGCUGCUAUUUGGAAGCUUAAGCGAGGAUGAACAAAAAUUGAUCAUGGACGUUGUUUCCAUGUAA
Messenger RNA from Lodderomyces beijingensis, 3090 nucleotides. NCBI's taxonomy places the organism in Eukaryota, Fungi, Ascomycota, Pichiomycetes, Serinales, Debaryomycetaceae. The record is from the annotation of a GenBank genome assembly.